AUGUCAGCUCUCAAACGCAAGGCCGCCGCAGCAACAGGAGGAAACGACUCGAAAAAGCCUAAAGCCGACGGUAACAUUGCAUCCUUCUUUGGAGCCGCCCCGAAGCCUGCUGCUACUUCCAAUUCCUCUUCCGCCCCAGCCGCGAAGUUUGACAAGGCCAAGUGGGUAGCUUCUCUUAAGCCGGAGCAAAAGGAGCUUUUGCAACUUGAGAUUGAUACUCUCGACGAAAGCUAUCUUGCACAUUUGAAAGAUGAUCUCGUGGGCAAGGAGUUCCUGGAUCUGAAGCGAUUCCUGGAACGGGAAUAUUCUUCAGGUCGCAAAGUGUUCCCACCUCAAAGCGACAUUUACUCAUGGUCCCGUCACACUCCCUUCAGCAAUGUCAAAGUUGUAAUCGUGGGUCAAGACCCUUAUCACAACGAUAACCAGGCCCACGGGUUGGCAUUCUCUGUUCGACCUCCGACUCCUGCCCCGCCGUCUCUCAAGAACAUGUACAUCGCUCUCAAGAAGGACUACCCCACGUUCGAGCCACCGCCAAACCGAGGAGGUCUCCUCACGCAGUGGGCAGACCGUGGUGUUCUUAUGUUGAAUACUUGCCUCACGGUUCGCGCCCACGAGGCCAAUUCGCACUCCAAUCGAGGUUGGGAAAAGCUCACACAAAGGGUCAUCGAUCUCAUUGCUCAAAAGAGGACGAGGGGCGUUGUCUUCAUGGCAUGGGGAACACCGGCUGGCAAGCGAGUGCAGAAGAUCGAUCGCGUGAAGCACCUCGUACUACAGAGCGUUCAUCCUAGCCCUCUUAGUGCUUCUCGUGGUUUCUUCGAUUGCAAUCAUUUCAAAAAGGCCAACGACUGGCUCGUAUCACGAUACGGACCUGAUGGAGAGAUAGACUGGGCAUUGUGCCCCGGUGCAUCCACCAAAGCUCCCGUCAAGGAGUCUGAUGAAAAAGAAUCCAAAGUAGCCGAGAAGAAGGCUGAGGCUAUUGAGAAGGCCAAGCCAGAGGUGGUGAAGAAGGUUGAAGAGAACAAGGAGAAUGAAGUUGACUUCGACGAAGACGAAGAGGCCCUGGAGGAGGCUCUCAGAUUAGCUGAGGAAGAGGAGAAAGAAAAGGAUAAGUAG
Messenger RNA from Fusarium sp. VM40, 1113 nucleotides. Lineage: Eukaryota; Fungi; Ascomycota; Sordariomycetes; Hypocreales; Nectriaceae. The record is from the annotation of a GenBank genome assembly.